AUGAGAGAGUACAAGAUCGUCGUCUUGGGAAGCGGCGGUGUCGGCAAAAGUGCCCUUACCGUCCAAUUUGUGCAAGGCAUUUUUGUCGAGAAGUACGAUCCUACAAUUGAAGACAGUUACCGAAAACAAGUGGAAGUCGAUGGGCAACAGUGUAUGCUGGAAAUUCUAGACACAGCUGGAACGGAGCAAUUCACUGCAAUGCGAGAUUUGUAUAUGAAAAAUGGCCAAGGUUUUGUUUUAGUAUACUCAAUAACUGCGCAAUCCACUUUCAACGAUCUUCAAGAUCUCCGUGAGCAAAUUCUUCGCGUGAAGGACACGGACGACGUGCCAAUGAUUUUAGUUGGCAAUAAGUGCGAUCUUGAAGAGGAACGAGUUGUGGGAAAAGAUCAAGGAAGCAAUCUUGCUCGUUCCUUUAACAACUGUGCUUUUUUGGAGUCAUCUGCGAAAGCAAAGAUCAAUGUCAAUGAAAUAUUCUAUGAUCUUGUUAGGCAAAUUAACCGUAAGAAUCCUGAAAAGAAGACAAAACCACCGCGAAAAAGCAAGUGUGCCAUUCUCUAA
Rhagoletis zephyria (snowberry fruit fly) is the source of this 558-nucleotide messenger RNA. The record is from RefSeq and is a predicted model, not a curated record. Lineage: Eukaryota; Metazoa; Arthropoda; Insecta; Diptera; Tephritidae.